Paramecium pentaurelia is the source of this 1869-nucleotide messenger RNA. Lineage: Eukaryota; Ciliophora; Oligohymenophorea; Peniculida; Parameciidae. The record is from the annotation of a GenBank genome assembly.
AUGCAAUCAUUAAAUGAUGGAGAGUCUCACUCUACAACUUUAGAGCCAUCAAAGUAACUUAUUUUAAUAAGUAGGUCAUUCAAAUCUAGAGCCAUCUUUGAUACAAUGGAAGUUUCAACUAAAUAAUUCUAUAUGUUUGAUAAUGACACAGGGGAAAUAAUUGACCUAAGAACUUCUUAAAUCGUUGAAUAUGAUUAAAUUUAAUUCUAAAAAGAAAAUGCUUGGCAGGAUUUUUGGAAAGAAUCUCAAUAGAAAACUUUGGAGCUAAUUAAAGCUUGCAAAUUAGGUUAGUUUUCAAUUGUAGAAUCAAUAAUAUAAUCUUCAAACUUCAUUGAUAUAAAUGCUAAAGAUUCAAAUGAUUAGACAUGUUUACACUUUGCAUGUAGUUCUGGUAACUUUUAAAUAGCUUAUCAUCUAAUUUAAAAAGGAAGUUAUGUGAAUGAAUAAGAUUGUGAUGGAUAUACUCCUUUGAUGGUCAGUGUAAAAAACAAUCACUUAGAUUUAGUUGAUUUGCUCUUAUAUAACAAAGCAAAUGUUGACCGAUAAGAUUUUUAAAUGAACACACCUCUACAUAUAGCUUUGGAUAAUAAUUGUUUAGAAAUUAUUAAACUCUUGUUAAAAUAUAAAGCUGAUCCCUAUAUAUAAAAUGCAGACAAUAUAAAUGCACUUUAACUAAUAUCAAAUACAGAAUAACAAUAAAUAUUCAAAUAAUUUGGAUAUGAAAAAUAAUAUAUAACGGAGAAAAUGAUAUCAAGUAAUAAAGAAACUAAGGAAUCAAAUUCAUCUCAUCGUUCAAGUAUUAGUAGAAUAAUGAAGUUUUUGGGUUAAUCUGUUCCAACUAAUUCCUUAUAGAAGUAAACUUAUUAAGCAAGAUAAUCUGUUGUACCAAUAGGAGGUCAAAAUAUUGGACCAGAUUCAUUUACAUAUCAUAAAGAAUUAGGAAAAGGUUCUUUCGGUAUCGUUUAUUUAGUUAAAAAAAAAGAUGAAUUGAAUAGUUUAUAUGCAAUGAAAGUAUUAAGAAAAGAGAAAAUUAGUUAAAAAUUAUUACCUUAUAUUUAAACUGAAAAAUCAAUCUUAUCAGUAAUAGAUCAUCCUUUUAUUGUGAAAUUACAUUUUGCUUUCUAAACACAAUACAAAUUAUUUUUAGUUAUGGAUUUUUGUCCUGGAGGAGAUUUAACUAAACUUUUAGAUUUAAAAUCUAAAUUACCAGAACAUGUUGCUAAAAUGUAUACUGCUGAAAUCAUCUUAGCUAUUGAAGCUCUUCAUUAAAAUAAAAUUAUGUAUAGAGAUCUAAAACCUUAAAACAUUAUUAUAGAUAACAAAGGUCAUUGUAUGUUAACUGAUUUUGGUUUAGCUAAAACUGAUAUUGAAAAUGAAGAUACAAAAUCUUUUUGUGGAACUCCUGCUUAUAUGGCACCAGAAGUUGUUAAUAAAAAAUUAUAUAAUCGUUCUGUUGAUUGGUAUUAAUUAGGUACUAUAACACAUGAAAUGCUAUUUGGUAUGCCUCCCUAUUAUAGUCAUAAUAGAGAAGAAUUGUUUGAAAAUAUCAAAAAUAAAUAACUUAAAUUCCCUUAAAAUAAUUUAUCAAAGGAAGCCCUUUCAUUCAUUUAAUAAGUAAAAUCAUAUCUAUUUCAGUUAUUAGAGAGAAAUCCUUCUAAAAGAUUAGGUGCAAAAAAAGAUUCUGAAGAAGUUAAGGCUCAUCCCUGGUUCUAAGGAAUUAAUUGGGAUGAUGUAAUGAAUAAAAAAUUACCUGUUCCUACUCCUAGCAUUAUGAAUCAAGCCAAUCAGACUCUACAAGUUAAUUUUGAUGAGGAUUCACAAAUUCAAUAGAGAAAAACUAUAGAUAAUUGGACUUUUAUUUCUGAUUGA